Rhagoletis zephyria (snowberry fruit fly) is the source of this 927-nucleotide messenger RNA. Lineage: Eukaryota; Metazoa; Arthropoda; Insecta; Diptera; Tephritidae. The record is from RefSeq and is a predicted model, not a curated record.
AUGUUUCAAUUGUCAAACACCGUAAACCUUCCGAGCAUCAGCAGCAACAGCACCACACCGAGCCGCAGCAGCAUCGGCAGUGGCCGUCGACCUGGUGACGGCACCGAGGACAACUCCGCCGAUGAUGAGGACAGCAGUUGUGGAAGUGGUAACGGUGAUGGCGGCAACAGUACUCGAGCGACCACCACCACCGACUCAGCCAAGAAAGCUCAGGCGCUGCUCGAGGAGCAGCUCAAUCAGCUGAUCUGUCGCCUGGCCGAGCAGAAGUACACCACCGUGACGGCGAACAUGUUCGACGAGGAGUUCCUCCGCCUGGUGCCUAAUCUGCGCAUUCUUCCGCCCAACGCCAACACCGUCGCCCUGCAGACGAUCAUCCGAAACCGCAACUCGCCGCGCGAGGAUUUUGUCUUCCAGGCGGACCGCCUGAUUCGUCUGGUCAUCGAGGAGGGCCUCAAUCAGCUGCCCUCAAAGCUGCGCACCGUGACGACGCCCACCGGGGGCACCUACCAGGGCGUGGAGUUUCUCAAGUCCAACUGCGGCAUCUCCAUCGUCCGCUCGGGCGAGGCGAUGGAGAAGGCGCUGCGCGACUGCUGUCGCUCCAUUCGCAUCGGCAAGAUACUGAUCCAGUCGGACGAGGAGACGCACCAGGCGCGCGUCCUCUACGCCAAACUGCCCGCCGACAUUUCCCUGCGCAAGGUCCUCCUUCUCUAUCCGAUCAUGAGCACGGGCAACACCGUGGUGAAGGCGAUGAAGGAGCUGAAGAAAAAUGGCGUCAAAGAGGCGAACAUCAUUCUCAUCAAUCUCUUCAGUACGCCCAGUGCCAUUCGCGCUCUGGCCAGUCGAUUUAAGGAGCUGACCAUUCAAACGACAGAAGUGCAUCCGGUGGCACCGCUGCAUUUUGGCCAAAAGUAUUUUGGCACUGAUUAA